CAAGUUUUAAUUCUAAUUAAUCUCUUGGGCGCGUUGGUUUCCAAAUGUCAUUUGUUGAGCGGGGUAAGGUACAGUUCAAAAAGUCUGAGCAAAAAAUGAGGCCUUUGUAUAACUUUGGAGAUACAUUGAGCAUAUAAAGAAUAUCACCACUAUGUAGUUGUAGCUGAUGACUACAUUAGAUUUAAUAUUGGGUUACUGGGAGAUGGCUGAUUCUUACUACAUAUUCAAUAAUGGGUUACCCAGAGACAAAAUAUAUAAACUUUUCACGGAUGUGUGUAUGGAUGACGUAUUAACGAUUGCAAACGUAGCAUCAUUCAAGUUCAACGGGUGCUUAUACUGAAUUCUAUUCAUGAAAGAUUAGCAAGUGAGAGCCUACAUACUGAAGUCGGAUUACAUAUGAUGGACAUAAACCACUACUUCAGUUUUCCUCGGACUUUUUCAACUGUGUAUCACAGCUAUCAUUUCUCUUUUAACAGCUUUGCUCCAAAUUAAAUAGGCCAAUCAUAUUUGUCUCUGGCUCCCAGCCUCAUUCAUUUCAAUUCAAGUUACGCGAACACAGCACUGUCAAA
Messenger RNA from Mycotypha africana, 569 nucleotides. RefSeq lists its product as uncharacterized. The record is from RefSeq and is a predicted model, not a curated record. The transcript has a single exon. Bases 167 to 340 code for a protein of 57 amino acids. NCBI's taxonomy places the organism in Eukaryota, Fungi, Mucoromycota, Mucoromycetes, Mucorales, Mycotyphaceae.